Messenger RNA from Cynoglossus semilaevis (tongue sole), 1744 nucleotides. RefSeq names its product transmembrane protein 189 (gene peds1a). Bases 364 to 1215 code for a protein of 283 amino acids. The record is from RefSeq and is a predicted model, not a curated record. Lineage: Eukaryota; Metazoa; Chordata; Actinopteri; Pleuronectiformes; Cynoglossidae. The transcript is spliced from 6 exons. Gene Ontology annotation, molecular function: oxidoreductase activity.
GUAACGAGGUUGACAGCUGUGUUUGUCAGAAAAUAAUAAUCUUUAUUUAAAAAAAAACUCAUAAAAACUCAAGUUACGAUAUUAACUGAUAAUAGGUUGUGUUUUCGAUGGUUUUAAGUAAACUCUGAGCUGGACUGGCUCCGUGUGUCACCACGGUGUAUUUCCGGGUGAGCGCUGCAGCUGCAUCCCAGCUAUAGCAUCACUGUCUUCAGCCUCAGCCCGAACCAUCAGCCGCUACACGAGAAGACCGGAACCCCAAAAACAACAACAACAACAACAUCCGCUUUUUGUUACACAUUUAUAAUUAAUGCCUGGUAGCUGAGAGCCGGCUUUGAACGCAGGGAGAGACAGCGGGCAGGAGUCAUGGCGGCGUCGCUUCUCUCCGAGACCGACAUCAGGCACCGUUCCAUGGCGGAGGAGGAUCCGAACGGGAACGAGCAUGGGGCGGCUGCUCGCAGCGCGGCACCUCGCUGGGGACCACAGCAUGCCGGGGCUCGACAGCUGGCGAGGCUCUACUCUCCCGGAAAGCGACUCCAGGAGUGGGUGUGUGUGAUUCUGUGCCUUCUCCUCUUCAUCGUCAACUUCUUCCUCCUGCUCCUCCACUUCUCCACCGUCCACAUCCACCUGAUCGUCCUCGGCGUCGUCCUGGGAAUAGUGACAGCAGACUUCGCUUCAGGGAUGGUCCACUGGGGGGCAGACACCUGGGGGUCCGUGGACAUUCCUGUAAUUGGCAAGGCCUUCAUCCGACCCUUCAGGGAGCACCACAUCGACCCCACCGCCAUCACCCGCCACGACUUCAUCGAAACCAAUGGAGACAACUGUAUGAUACCCAUCCUGCCUCUGGCUCACAUGGCCAGCAAGUACCUCACACACACCCCAGAGGCCUUGGCAUUGUCUUACCCCUGGGACUGCUAUGUCUUCGCCCUGGCUGUUUUCGUGACGCUGACCAAUCAGAUCCAUAAGUGGAGCCACUCCUACUUCGGCCUCCCACGCUGGGUCACUCUCCUCCAGGACUGGCAUCUGGUGUUGCCACGGAAACACCACCGCAUCCACCACGUCUCGCCGCACGAAACCUACUACUGCAUCACCACAGGUUGGUGCAACUACCCACUGGACCAGCUGGGCUUCUGGAGACGGAUGGAGCGGCUGAUCCAGUACCUGACUGGACUGAAACCCCGGUCGGACGACAUGGCCUGGGCCAAGAAGACGGACUGAGCGCCGCACACUCACAGGAUCCAGACGUGAACGUUGAGAAGACACACACACACACACACACACACUUCCUGUCUCUGAGCUUCAGUUUCUCACUGACUGCUGUUGUUGCUCCUCUUCAUCUCAUCAAGCUUUGAACAAAAAGAACGACAACAUGGAUCCAGAGACGACGUCACUGUAACAGAACGUCGACGUCCAGGCAGGUGUUGGUGAACGAGGGGUUCUGGAGGUUGGGCUCUCCAGUUGACACACACACACACACACACACACACACACAAACUUUUUUAUUUGUUUUGUUAAUAAUUGCAUCAUCUUCUUUUAACAGGCAUGGCUAACAAACAAAAACAAUUGAAAAAAAUAAUGCUUAUGUUUAAGGAUGUCCGAUAUUAUCGGCUGGAUGUUAGCAUACUUAUGUAAUAUCUGUAAGAAUCGUUAUCGGAUUUUUCCUCCGAUAAUGAAAACCCAAAAACGCAAUGCCUGGGUUUCACCAAAAAUUGUGACAAAGAAAUCGUUUUUUGGGGAAAAACAGCUG